AUGAAAGGAUCCUCACUCUUAAACCCCAUCGCCCAGCGUCUACAAGGCAAGGUCGCCUUCAUCACCGGCGGCGCCAGCGGCAUCGGCGCCGCCACCGCCCGCCUCUUCGCCCGCCACGGCGCCAAGGUCGUCAUCGCCGACCUCCAGUCCGACCUCGGCCGCUCCGUCGCCGAAGAAAUCAGCUCCGAAGUCUCCACCCCCAACGCCGUCACCUACUCCCGCUGCGACAUCACCAGCGACCCCGACGUCGGCGCCGCCGUCGACGCCGCCGUCGACGCCCACGGCAAGCUCGACGUCAUGUUCAGCAACGCCGGGAUCCCGGGGAAGGACAACAUGCUGAUGAGCAUCGCCACGCUGGACCCCACCGAGCUGGCGCGUGUCUUCGCGGUCAACGUCUUCGGCGGGUUCUACGCCGCGAAGCACGCGGCGCGAGUGAUGGUCCCCAACGGGAGCGGGAACAUCAUCUUCACAGCAAGCUCCGUGGCCGCGACGCACGGGAUCUCGUCCCACCCGUACUCCGCGUCGAAAGCGGCCGUGGUGGGGCUGAUGAAGAACCUGACCGUGGAGCUCGGGCAGCACGGGAUAAGGGUGAACUCGAUCUCGCCGUGCGGGAUGGCGACGCCGUUUGGGUUCGCGGCGUCGGGGAUAACGGACCCGAAGUUUAUCGAGGAGGUGGUGUCGGCGAAGGUUGGGCUGAAGGGGGCGGUUUGUCGGGUCGAUGACGUGGCGGAGGCGGCGCUUUACUUGGCGAGUGGGGAGUCCAAGUAUGUUAGUGGGCUGGAUGUUUUGAUCGACGGCGGGCAUAGUUUGAAGAGUGCCUGA
Messenger RNA from Linum tenue, 822 nucleotides. The record is from the annotation of a GenBank genome assembly. NCBI's taxonomy places the organism in Eukaryota, Viridiplantae, Streptophyta, Magnoliopsida, Malpighiales, Linaceae.